Molecule: messenger RNA, 495 nt
Organism: Pyricularia grisea
Lineage: Eukaryota; Fungi; Ascomycota; Sordariomycetes; Magnaporthales; Pyriculariaceae
Exons: 4
Coding region: 1-495 (164 amino acids)
Biological process (GO): cytoskeleton-dependent intracellular transport; microtubule-based movement
Cellular component (GO): kinesin complex; microtubule
Molecular function (GO): microtubule motor activity; microtubule binding; ATP binding
Source: RefSeq, a predicted model, not a curated record
AUGACAGCUCAUAAUAUUCUUGCGUCCCUUUUCCUUCCCAUCGCGCCCGACCGCCCGCCUCCUCCCCAACCCCAUUCGCAACCGCACCCGGCCACCCCACGGGACCUUGAACAUUGCGACGACCUCACCAGUGAAAAGAUCCCAAACCCAGACCUUACCGACCUGCUCAGCGGUCUCAUCCACGACAGCAUCGCAGCUGAGCUCGUCGCCCGCGACGAUGAACCUCUCCCCGGCGUCCAGCAAGCUCUGCACGCGGAGGCUUUCGUUCCGCCACCUGCCCUUUGCGCGCACCUCUUCAACCACGUCGGUGAGGAGUUCCUCGAUCAUAACUUUAAGGGCUACCACACAUGUAUCUUUGCGUACGGACAGACAGGCUCGGGCAAAAGUUACACCAUAAUGGGCACUCCGGACCAGCCGGGUCUGAUCCCGCGGACCUGCGAGGACUUGUUCCAGCGUAUCGAGGAGGCUCAGGAGGAGUCGCCGAACAUCCGCUAG